Triplophysa rosa is the source of this 4796-nucleotide messenger RNA. It is a transcript of the gene htr1fb, whose product is annotated as 5-hydroxytryptamine (serotonin) receptor 1Fb. The transcript is spliced from 2 exons. The coding region runs from base 158 to 1276 and encodes 372 amino acids. Gene Ontology annotation, molecular function: neurotransmitter receptor activity; G protein-coupled serotonin receptor activity. Gene Ontology annotation, biological process: chemical synaptic transmission; G protein-coupled receptor signaling pathway, coupled to cyclic nucleotide second messenger. NCBI's taxonomy places the organism in Eukaryota, Metazoa, Chordata, Actinopteri, Cypriniformes, Nemacheilidae. The record is from RefSeq and is a predicted model, not a curated record. Gene Ontology annotation, cellular component: dendrite; plasma membrane.
ACUACAGCUUGCUUGCUCGGCUCCCAAUACUGACAUUCCCAUCAAUUACAGGGAAUUCUUCUCCAAGGGAACUCGUGCUAAAAGGAUUACUGCUCUUUUCUCUUUGACCUGCUCUGUGGAACCAAUAAACGUCACAGCUCUAAAGUUAGCUGUAAACAUGGACUCCAUCAAUUGUUCCACUGUGGACCUCUCUGAUGAUCUGGAGAGUAGGAUGAACCCCAGUAAGAUUUUCCUCUCCCUUACCCUUUCCUUUUUAGCGGUGGCCACCACUGCCAUAAACUCCCUGGUCAUCACUGCCAUCCUGAUCACCCGGAAACUUCACCAACCUGCCAACUACCUCAUCUGCUCUCUUGCUGUUACAGACCUUCUGGUUGCCGUUCUUGUGAUGCCAGUCAGCAUUGUGUACAUCGCUGAAGAGACGUGGGUUCUAGGUCCCAUCGUGUGUCACCUGUGGUUGGGUAUUGAUGUAACAUGCUGCACCUGCUCGAUUUUACACCUGGCUGCUAUUGCUCUCGAUCGAUACCGUGCCAUCACCAACGCUGUGGCUUAUUCCCAGAAACGCACGUGUAAAAGAGCAAUCGUGACCAUAUUUGCUCUGUGGACACUGUCUGUGCUGGUGUCUCUGCCACCUUUGGUGUGGAGGAAGUUCCCCAGAGUGGAACUCAAGGACGGGAAAAGGGAAGUCAUGGACUGCUUGAUAGAACACGAUCACGUGGCAUUCACCGUCUAUUCCACAUUUGGAGCGUUUUACAUUCCACUGACCCUCAUUCUGGUGCUUUAUUACAAAAUCUACAAGGCAGCAGAGAUGCUACGUAACCGUCGAGGGAGCAGCCGAUUGGUUAAACACACAGUGAGCAGCGUUAUGCUUUCUGGAUUGAGUUCCGAUAAAGACAUGUCUCUCAAUCCAGAUACAUUCAGCCCAAUUGAGAAGUCAUUUUCAGACCCAUCAACGGAUGGGGAAAGAGUUCGCAGCACUUCCUCAUCAGGAAAUCUCAUCAGGGUUCGCAGAACACCGGGGGCAAGAGAAAGAAGGGCAGCUUUAACAUUAGGACUCAUCCUCGGAGCAUUCGUGGUGUGUUGGUUACCCUUCUUCCUGAAAGAGGUGAUCGUAAAUAUCUGUGUGACGUGCAGCACCUCUGCUGUGCUUGCAGAUGUGCUCACCUGGCUCGGAUAUCUCAACUCACUCAUCAAUCCACUAAUAUACACCAUCUUUAAUGAGGAUUUUAAGAAGGCUUUCAAGAAACUUUUGCCUCUCUGUUGUAGCAAUAUCCUGUGAAUUAACGGAGGAAAAACAUUUCAAAGCAAGACUUGUGCUCAUUAAUGGGUACAAUCCUUUAAUUGUAAAUGGCAACGUAAGAACCCAAACUCAUUUGUCCCUAAAGGAAAAAGGGGGAUGUAAAUAGGGGAUAUAAAACACACCAAAUGAACCACAUGGAAAACAUUACUGAAAUUAUCUUUGAAAUACAGCGACUACUUUUUUAAGGUUUAAAGCCCAAUGUGACAUACAGUACAUGGCAUGCUAUCACACUAUUUUUGUAAUUUGUUUUUUGUCUAUUUGUUCACGACAUACAUGUAUACAGGACAUGUAAAACAUUACAUUUUUUGGUUAGACUUUAUUUUGAUAGUCCACUUCAUUUAUUUAAAUUAUAAGUAAUUUUCAACUUCUUGUCAGUCAGUAGAUUAUUUGUGUACAGUCUGCUUAAUAUCUGCUAACACUUAAAGGUCCAGUGUGUAAUUUUUGGAGGUUCUAUUGACAGAAAUGCAAUAUAAUAUACUGUACAUAACUAUGUUUAUAGAGGUGUAAAAAGACAUUACAUAACGACGCGUUAUGUUUUUAUUACCUUAGAAUGAGCUAUUUCUAUCUACAUACACCGCGGGUCCCCUUAAAUGGAAUUCGCCAUGUUGUUUCUACAGUAGCCCUAAACCAUAGUGGUUAGAAAUGGAGAGAGCGGUGGAGUGAGCCGCUGGUUGCAAUUCGCAACCUCACCGCUAAAUGCCACUAACUUCAUACACUAGACUUUAACUUAUGGUUCUACUAACCAUAAGUAACUUUGCAACUUGUCAACGUAUUCUCCUAACUCUAACCCUAUUCCCAACCCUCACGCUAAACUAACAGUCUACUGAUAUUUUAAUGACAGUUAGUUGACAUGUAAAAGCAAAUAAUAUGAUGACAUGUAGUUGCAAAGUUACUUAUGCUCAGUAUAUGUCUAAAUUGGACUAUCAAAAUAUUGUAACCCAAUAUUUAAAUGGGUUGUAACCUACCUUUUGUUACAAAAAAUAAUAUUUAAAAUAAAUUGUGGACACAGUGUGCAAACCAGUCAGACCACUAUUGUUGUCAUGGCAACACAAAGUUCACACAUUGUCAGAUGACCUGUUGAUUAGCCUACAUAUCACUUAAAAGUCAAGGAUAAAUCUUCAAAAGCAUCUUUCCAAAUUAUCACCAGUGUUUGUGACACUUGUGUCCCUGGGUUCCUAUAAGAGUUAAACUCCUUUCAUACUGUUAAUAAAUGUCUGUCUGCAAGAAUUGCACACUUUAUCUUAGAGAUGGAAACAGUAUUGAACUUCGUAUAUUUAUGAUGUUAUAAUGCCUGUAAAUAUUUUGAUACAUGGUACGUGGAUGUAUGUACAAUGCUUUUUGUUCAAUGUAAAUUCUUUCGUUUCUCUUGAAGAUUUUCUGAGGGACAAUUUUUUGAAGGAUCUCUUUAAGUACUUUAUAAAUUUACAUUGCACGGUAUUGUAAAUCAACACCAGUCAAGUUCACAUAUGCUAUUUUUGUUGACUUGUCAUUCUAUCAAUUAAAUUAUCCAAAGAGUCUAUGGUCAAUGGAAUUCAAAGGUUUGAGAGAGCAUGGUAGAACCAAUGUAAAUUUAACUCUUAUUUGCAUAACAGUAAAAGAGAACUAGUAUCAAACUUCACAAACCUUAAAGGGAUAGUUCAUCCCAAGAAAACAUACUGUCAUCAUUUACUCACCUUCAAGUUGUUUUAAAUCUGUAAAAAUGUCUUUGUUCCACUGAACACAAAAGAUAUUUGGAAAAAUGUAACUGAACAGUUCCGAGGCACAAUUGACUUCCGUAGUAGGAAACAAAACUACUUAGUAAAUGGUGUCCUAGAACGGUUUGGCUUCCUCCAUUAUUCUAAAUAUCCUAAAUUCAAUUCACAACGUUUCAUUGUUGCAAAGCAGCUUUACAGGAAGAAAGACAAAAACAAACAAAAGUUAGUAUUAGUCUUUGCUCUUGAUUGUUGACAGAGAUUGCCUAGGCUGGAGCUGGGAUGAUCAGUUAAAUUCACAGGAUCUCGCAGGAGGAUGGCACACGUGAAGUCCACAAGUUCUCGCAUGAGGAUGGCACAUGAAGAACACAGGUUCUCGCAUGAGGAUGGCACGUGACGAUCAGCUGGUGCUGGUGUAAAUGUGUAGUUUCCUCUGGAUGGGUUUCCCGAUGGUCAGUCAGUCCACAAGCUCUCACAGGAGGAUGACACCAGGUGGUCCUACUUGAGCCAGCAUAAUCUGUGGUUAGGUAGGGGAGGAGAGCAUGGAGAAAAUAAUUAGCGUAGCUGCUGUUCAUUACUUAUAAACAAGAGAUAAUACUGGAAUGCAGCAUAUGUAUGCUUUGCUGAAAAGAUGUCUUUAAUCUAGAUUUAAAUUGGGAGAGUGUGUCUGACCCUUGAAUAGUUUCAGGAAGGCUAUUCCAAUGUUUAGGUGCUACAUAUGAGAAACCUACCUCCUUUGGUGGAUUUAGUUAUUCUAGGUACUAUCAAAAGUCCAGAGUUUUCUGAAAGUAGAUAGCGUGAUGCAGUGGCGGCGUUUCACCAAAACCUAGGGUAUGGCAAAAUUUCCUCUAGCCAUGAUAUUCCAAAGUAACAGAACCAUAAAUUAUACAACAUGAUAUCUAAACAAAGCGUGUACAAGAAUCCACAAAACUGAAAGAAUGCACGAACAUGCACAGAGACUUACAGAUAACAAACCCCACCCUCAUAUCAUUUAAAAUGUGCUUUUUAAAGUUCUAAUUCUGAAGCAAAAGGGUGACUCCAACAAAUUACUAAACCAUCUGUCUUUUAUACUUUGUGACAAUCGCUUCAAUAUGGAAGCAUAUUGGUGGCAAUUUUAAAGGAGCCAUUCUUUUGCUGUUUUUCAAGCUUUGAUUAUGUUUUGGGGGUGAUUAACACUGGAUGUUCAUGUUUCUAGUUUUCUAACAAUGGCGUCAACUUCACAUCAGUUAAACACUUGAGGAUCAAUCGAAGUGUAACGGAGGUCUGCUAGUGCAUGUGCAAACGUCAAUCUUUGUUAGAGAUCGCAAUUUUUUUCCUAUUAUGGCGAGGGAAAUGACACCGGACCGAUUGGGCACACACACACACACACACAAUAUCAGUGUAUUACACAGAACAGCUUUCACAGCUUUUAACAUAUCUUAGAAUGUGUGUAGCUGAAUUCUUAUUACCAGCUGUAGGACUGUGAUGAAAGUGAAAGUAAUUAAUUGAGCAGCACAGUCAAAUGUUUACAAUCUCUGAUAACCAAACACUACUCCGCAGCUCUUCUCUAAGGAAGGCCUCACCCCUUUUUUGGCAUAUUUCUUUGGGCGGAGGUUUUUCAAAAGCUCGGAAUAGUGACAUCAUUUACCCGGGAAGUAUAGAGCUGUAGUCCGAUUCCGGCCGUUCUCUGUAGUCCUUGAAAGUGAAUUCUGUAAAAGACAAUAUCUCGCUUGGCAUUGAACUUUGUGCUUUUUCAUUUUUCAGAUAUUGUUUAUGCUCUAACAGCAACAUUACACACUAAAUAAGGGUUGAAAAUUGGCAACACAGAG